GCACGCGAGGAUGUGUGCCAAUAGCAUGGCGCGCCUGCUCCUCUGCCUUUGCGUCUGUGUGUCACUCGCCGAGCCGUGCUUCAUUCGGAACUGUCCCCGCGGAGGCAAGAGGGACGCGGGCACUCUUCGCUCGGUGACGAAGCUGUGCCCUCAGCCGCUCCCCGGUGUACGGCCGCUAGGAGGAGGCGCUGUGGCAUGUACCGCGCGGGCUUCCCUGCUGCAUCCAUGCGCCCGGCUGCGGGGCUCCUCCUGCGGGGAGACGUCGAGUCUGGGACCGCGAGCUCGGCUGGGCAGGGUGGCUCCACUCCGCGGGGUCGGAGGCUGCGCGCUGCGUCACCCCGUGCCGCACCCGGGUCCUAACCCGUGCCUCGACAGGCACGGGGUGUAUACCCCGAGCCUCUGCCGCAGUGUCCAAGACCGUCGAUCACAUGGAUGCAGAGCCAUCGGCGCUCGGCCCUAGCGGAGACGAGGAGACGCAAGCGACGAAACCGAGCAGACUGCAGACUCAAUUCCUGAGCCACCUGUUGCAAAGGGCACGGCUGGCGCGAGCCACUGAGCACCAUCGCAUUCAUCAGCCUCCUUACCUUUGCGAGCGCGCGGGCUAAUCAUGAUGAUUACGAUGUUGAUGAUGAUGAUGAUGCCAAUUACUCCGUAUGAUUUUGUCCCACGAAGCCAGUGCUGCAUUGGUCGAUGGGACGUGUAACCCGAUUCUGCACAACGUGCCGAUUUACUUUGGUUUGUCACGGGCAUUAUAUAAUUUUCACGGCUGUACUGUUGUGAGGUCUUCGGUGUGUUUUCUGACAUGAUCCGGGAGAUGUCCUGAGCACGUGGUGCGAAACUUCGGACAUCAUGCUGAGCAACGCGCAGUACAACUUGAAAACAUCGGAGAGCCAAAUGUGUGCGAUGCUUUGCAUCGUCUUUAAUGUAUUGUGGAUAUGUCUAACGAUUUUUGUAUUAUUAUAAUUACUGCAAGUACUGUAUUCGACUUUGGGAGAGCGGUGACGCAGUGGUUAGCGCUAUGAACACAGCCUCCUGAGUUCAAUACUCGUAGAGCAAUGCGCUAAUUACCGCCCCUCUCCCGCCCUUAGUCUGCUGCGACAAUGUUGUAAAUACAUAUUUCAACACGUAAGCCAAAGUUACACAAGCCUCUAUUGCAGUGGUCUUCAUUGCAAGGCCCGCGCGCCACUGCCAGUCCCUGGCGGCCUUUAGUGCGGCUCCCGACAAUACACCAACGUGACAAAACCUCCCCAUCAUCGCUGUCAAAUCCCAAUGGUUUCAAAUGUGUGGCGGGUGUCACGCUGAUGAUGUCUUAUCGGCGACAGUGCCCCCCCCAUGAACAUUGGUGAAGUACACUGCCCUAUUGGCAAAUGGAAGAGCACGUCCCAAUGGAUUCUAGAUUUGAAGCUUUCGUGACUGCAAGGAUUCAUAUUCUUAGGUUUUUCGGUAAAGUCACGUAGGUAAAAAAAAUAAAAAUUAAUAAAAGUAAAAUAAAAUAAAAAUCACGACGUUUCGGAGGCAACACAAGCUUCCGUCUUCAGGUGGAACCGCCACAGCCCGACAGCGAAGUAAACUGCGGUGCAGAACAUUCAACUUCACGUUCACGUGACAUCAUCGCUGUCACAUUGGCUUACGUAGGAACGUUUUGCCGUUCGUUGCGUGCGCGUCGCGUAUUGCAGUUUGCAGUUGCGUGCGUUUAAAGAGUUGAUUUUACCAAUAAAAAAUAAAUGCACUCGCGACGACCGCUUCCAACGAGGUUAUUGGGAAAGAGGUCAGUCAGGGUCAGGUGGCUGAGCGGU
Lethenteron reissneri (Far Eastern brook lamprey) is the source of this 1796-nucleotide messenger RNA. Its product is annotated as conopressin/neurophysin-like. Gene Ontology annotation, cellular component: extracellular region. The record is from RefSeq and is a predicted model, not a curated record. Gene Ontology annotation, molecular function: neurohypophyseal hormone activity. Lineage: Eukaryota; Metazoa; Chordata; Hyperoartia; Petromyzontiformes; Petromyzontidae.